AUGUCUGAAAACAAAAAUAACAUUAGAGUAGUGUGUCGUUUUCGUCCACAAAAUUCUCGUGAAAUAAGGGAAGGUGGUGUUCCCAUUAUAUCAUAUGAUGAUAAUGGAGAAACAUGUCGUAUGGAGGGUAAAGAAUUUCAAGGAAAUUUCACAUUCGAUUGUAUCUUUCCACCAGAAACUCAACAAAAAGUAGUAUUUGAUGAAUCCAUAAAACCUAUUGUUGAUGGCACAUGUAAUUUCUGGUUAUAA
Molecule: messenger RNA, 249 nt
Organism: Entrophospora sp. SA101
Lineage: Eukaryota; Fungi; Glomeromycota; Glomeromycetes; Entrophosporales; Entrophosporaceae
Source: the annotation of a GenBank genome assembly